This is a messenger RNA of Staurois parvus, 888 nucleotides long. NCBI's taxonomy places the organism in Eukaryota, Metazoa, Chordata, Amphibia, Anura, Ranidae. The record is from the annotation of a GenBank genome assembly.
UGUAAGACGAAGGUCUAUCCCGAUGAGCUCCCAAACACAAGCAUAGUCAUAGUAUUUCAUAAUGAAGCCUGGAGCACACUACUACGAACAGUCCACAGCGCCAUCAACCGGUCUCCUCACCAUCUUUUAUCGGAAGUUAUUUUGGUGGACGAUGCAAGUGAAAGAGAUUUCCUGAAAGCUCCUCUGGAAAACUAUAUCCGUCAUCUUGAGGUUCCAGUAAAAAUCCUGAGGAUGGAGCAGAGGUCAGGGCUGAUCCGGGCACGUCUUAGAGGUGCCAAUAUUGCACGAGGCCAAGUGAUAACCUUCCUAGAUGCUCACUGUGAAUGUACAAUUGGAUGGUUGGAGCCAUUGCUUGCAAGAAUAAAGGAAGACCGGAAAACGGUAGUUUGUCCAAUAAUCGAUGUAAUAAGUGAUGACACGUUUGAGUACAUGGCUGGUUCAGACAUGACUUAUGGUGGAUUUAAUUGGAAAUUGAAUUUUCGCUGGUAUCCUGUUCCCCAGAGAGAAAUGGACAGAAGGAAAGGAGACAGAACAUUACCAGUAAGAACACCUACAAUGGCAGGAGGCCUUUUCUCCAUUGACAAGAAUUAUUUUGAAGAGCUUGGCACGUAUGAUUCGGGAAUGGAUAUCUGGGGUGGAGAGAAUCUGGAGAUGUCUUUCAGAAUCUGGCAGUGUGGUGGAUCGCUUGAAAUUGUAACAUGCUCACAUGUGGGACACGUCUUUCGAAAGGCCACUCCCUACACCUUCCCCGGAGGGACAGGUCAUGUGAUCAAUAAGAACAACAGAAGACUAGCGGAAGUCUGGAUGGAUGAAUUCAAAGAUUUCUUCUAUAUUAUUUCACCAGGUAAGUGUCUUGCAUUUAAAAGAGAAAGUGUAAAGAAUUUCUAA